Leptonychotes weddellii (Weddell seal) is the source of this 2280-nucleotide messenger RNA. The record is from RefSeq and is a predicted model, not a curated record. NCBI's taxonomy places the organism in Eukaryota, Metazoa, Chordata, Mammalia, Carnivora, Phocidae.
UGACGUAGCUCUGGCCGGGCGGCCACCCUGCCCCCGCUUCCUUUCACGCUGCUGCCGCCCGUAGGUGGUUGUGGCCACCGAGCCCAGAAGGAGGAGGCGGCGGCGGCGGCGGCGGCGGCGGCGGCGGCGGCAGCGGCAGCGAAUGAUGCCUGGGAAACUCCUCUGGGGGGACAUUAUGGAGCUGGAGGCACCCUUGGAGGAGACCGAGAGCCAAAGGAAGGAGAGGCAAAAGAGUGAUAGAAGGAAGUCAAGGCACCAUUAUGACUCAGAUGAGAAAUCAGAAACAAGAGAAAAUGGUGUUACAGAUAACUUGGAUGCUCCCAAGCCCAAAAAAGCUAAAAUGAAAGAGAAGCUAAAUGGAGACACUGAAGAAGGAUGUAAUAAUAGACUUUCAGAUGAAUUUUCUAAAUCUCAUAAGUCAAGAAGAAAAGAUCUGUCAAAUGGAGAUAUUGGUGAAUAUGAAAAAAAAUCAAAGCGAAUGUCAUCCUUAGAUAGUUCUGCUCAUAAAUCAAGUGAUAAUAAACUAGAGGAGACCCUAACACGUGAACAGAAAGAAGGAGCCUUCUCCAAUUUCCCUAUUUCUGAAGAGACAAUAAAGCUUCUAAAAGGUCGAGGGGUAUCAUAUCUCUUUCCUAUUCAAGUUAAGACCUUUGGUCCUGUAUAUGAAGGAAAAGAUUUAAUUGCUCAAGCACGGACAGGAACAGGAAAGACAUUCUCUUUUGCCAUCCCCUUGAUUGAAAGACUCCAAAGAAAUCAAGAGACAAUUAAAAAAAGCCGCUCACCAAAGGAUUCUGAAGACAAUCCUCAGACUUUACUUUUUUCUGCAACUUGCCCACAGUGGGUAUACAAAGUUGCAAAAAAAUACAUGAAAUCCAGAUACGAACAGGUUGACCUUGUCGGAAAAAUGACUCAAAAGGCUGCAACUACUGUGGAACAUUUGGCCAUCCAGUGCCAUUGGUCUCAGAGGCCAGCAGUUAUUGGAGACGUCCUUCAAGUCUACAGUGGGUCUGAAGGGAGGGCUAUUAUUUUCUGUGAAACCAAAAAGAAUGUAACUGAAAUGGCCAUGAAUCCACAUAUAAAACAGAAUGCCCAAUGUUUACAUGGGGACAUUGCACAGUCACAAAGAGAAAUUACACUGAAAGGCUUCAGAGAAGGUAGUUUUAAAGUUUUGGUGGCAACCAAUGUGGCUGCCCGUGGUUUGGACAUUCCUGAGGUUGAUCUGGUGAUUCAAAGUUCUCCUCCCCAGGAUGUUGAGUCCUAUAUUCAUCGUUCUGGACGAACAGGUAGAGCUGGCCGGACAGGGAUUUGCAUAUGUUUUUAUCAACCCAGAGAAAGAGGUCAACUAAGAUAUGUGGAACAAAAAGCAGGAAUUACUUUUAAACGUGUAGGUGUUCCUUCUACAAUGGAUUUAGUUAAAUCUAAAAGCAUGGAUGCCAUCAGGUCUCUGGCUUCCGUUUCUUACGCUGCUGUUGAUUUUUUCCGACCAUCAGCUCAGAGAUUGAUAGAAGAGAAAGGGGCAGUGGAUGCAUUGGCUGCAGCAUUAGCCCACAUCUCUGGUGCAUCAAGUUUUGAACCACGAUCUUUGAUCACCUCUGAUAAGGGGUUUGUCACCAUGACUUUGGAAAGUCCAGAAGAAAUACAGGAUAUCAGCUGUGCAUGGAAAGAACUUAACAGAAAGCUGAGUAGUAAUGCUGUAUCCCAAAUUACCAGAAUGUGCCUCCUAAAAGGAAAUAUGGGUGUUUGCUUUGAUGUUCCCACAACUGAGUCAGAAAGGUUACAGGCAGAGUGGCAUGAUUCAGACUGGAUACUUUCAUUGCCAGCCAAGUUACCCGAAAUUGAAGAAUAUUAUGAUGGAAACACGUCUUCUAACUCCAGGCAGAGGAGUGGCUGGUCAAGUGGCCGGUCCGGCCGGUCGGGCCGGUCAGGUGGUCGAUCUGGUGGCCGGUCAGGUAGACAGAGUCGACAGGGAAGUCGGUCAGGAAGUCGACAAGAUGGUAGAAGACGAAGUGGGAAUAGAAAUCGAUCAAGAAGCGGGGUCCACAAACGGAGUUUUGACUGAGUAUUUGAUAGUUAAUCUACCAGUGUGAGCUUGCCUAUUUCUGCCUAAUCAUGUACAUUAUCCACCAAAAAUUAGGUCAUCAUAGUUGAGGUAUGUGUCUGCUCUUUGCAAAGAAGUUGGUCAUAUUUUUUUAAAAAGUAUUUCGCAAGAAUGGUUGUAAACAAAUCUACUUAUCCAGUUAUACCUUUGAAUAAAAAAACUCCUUUUAUUGUCUCUUUUCA